This is a messenger RNA of Penicilliopsis zonata CBS 506.65, 1404 nucleotides long. RefSeq lists its product as hypothetical. The coding region runs from base 16 to 1404 and encodes 462 amino acids. The record is from RefSeq and is a predicted model, not a curated record. Gene Ontology annotation, molecular function: nucleic acid binding. The transcript is spliced from 5 exons. Gene Ontology annotation, cellular component: cytoplasm. Lineage: Eukaryota; Fungi; Ascomycota; Eurotiomycetes; Eurotiales; Aspergillaceae. Gene Ontology annotation, biological process: methylation.
AAAGAAAAAAAAAAAAUGGAAUACCUCAUCCGCUUCGCACAGGUGCACGAGACGUUUCGACGGCCAGAGCUCGAGGCCUUGGCCACGGUUACAGGCGUUGAUCUCGAGAUCAUUCACUACAGUCAAUAUUCGCCAUACUGCCUGGUGAGGCUCCCAGAUGAGGCGGCAGCUCGGGCUCUGAUCUCGCGGUGUAUACUGGCCAAGGACAUCUACGAGCUCUGGGGCCAAGGGGCCAACUAUGAGGAAGUGUACGCCGACGUCCGCCGGCGGACACAGGCGCGAUGGGCUGAGUAUCGGGAUGUUUCGUUUCGGUUCGCCGUGGACUGCUUUGCGGGGAAACGCUCCCAGGCCGCCAAGACAGAUAUCAUUCAGUCGUUUUCGUUUCUUGGCUUUGAGGGUCCUAUCCGGAUGAAGGAUGUUGAUGAAGAAUUCGCCGUGCUGGAGGAGUAUGUCUCGGACGUCGAGGCAAAGGCCCCAACAGCGACAACCACCACCACUACGGAGCCGAGUCCCAUUCCUGUAGACGAGGGCCAAGAGCCCAAGAAGAUCUACUUUGGUCGGUGGGUGGCGCUGAGCGGUCGCCACGCGAUCAGCAAGUACGACCUCAAGAAGCGGCGAUACAUCAGCACGACGUCCAUGGACGCGGAGCUGAGCCUGGUCACGGCGAACAUGGCCCUAGCCGCGCCAGGAAAGGUCUUCUUCGACCCCUUCGUUGGCACGGGAAGUUUCUGCGUUGCGGCUGCUCACUUUGGCGCCCUGACGCUCGGCUCCGAUAUCGAUGGCCGCAGUUUUCGAGGUCGAGAUCCAGCUCCAGGAAAGCCCACAGGGGUGAUGCUCAACUUCGAGCAGUAUGGUUUGAAGAGCAAGUUCAUGGACACGUUUACCUCUGAUUUGACGCAUACGCCGCUGCUGAACCGUCCCAUCCUGGACGGGAUCAUUUGCGAUCCGCCCUACGGCGUGCGCGAGGGACUGCGAGUCCUAGGAACGCGUGACGGACGGCCUCGAGAGCCACGGUUCGUCGACGGUGUCCCAGCACACCAACUGCCGGGGUUCGUCGCACCACGGAAACCCUACGGCUUUGAAGCAAUGCUGAACGAUAUCCUCAACUUUGCCGCGCGCAGUCUCGUCACGGACGGGCGGUUAUCCAUGUGGAUGCCCACUGCCAGUGACGAAGACGGCGAGCUGGCCAUCCCAAAACAUCCGAAUCUUGAAGUGAUCAGCGUGAGCGUACAGUCGUUCGGCAAUUGGUCCCGCCGUCUGAUCACAUAUAAAAGACUCCCAGAGGGUUUCGUCUCAGACAUGACGGUUCGACGGCAGAAGGUUGACGACGAGGGCGUCAACGCAGAUGACUUGAAUGCAUUUAGAAGAAUGUACUUCACGAGGAAUAAAGGAGGUGAAAACUAG